CAGAAAACCCCAUUUCACCAAAUCUCAAAUAAACUACCCUCCCUAUUAUAAUCUUAACUCAAAUAUUAAAAAUGUUACUCUUCUCUUCCUCCUAUUCUCACCAUUAAUAAUCAUACUCCUUUCUCAUGUAUUCACUUCGUAGUCGUAAAACCCCUGUCUUCUUCUCCUCCAAUUUAUUCAAGAUGAAGCAUACUGCCCGGAAGAACAAUCAUUUUUCCAUAUUCGUUGUUGUUUUCUCCAUAUUCCUCUUUGGAUGCUUCAUGUACAAUGAAGACGUCAAAACAAUUGCUGAAUUCCCAUUUUCUAUGACCAGAAAUCAAGAUAUCAACACUGCAUCUUUGAAUCAACAAAUUGAGACUAAGGUAGUGAUGAAUUCAAGAACAGAGCCAGAGAAGGAAAAUAUUGAAAUUCCCGCUGAAGAAGAAGAAGAAGAGGAAGAGGAGAAUAUUGAAUUGCCACCAGAAGAUUGUGAUCUUUUUACAGGGCAAUGGGUUUACGACAAUGUAACACACCCAAUUUAUAAAGAACCAGAAUGUGAGUUUCUUACAGCACAAGUAACUUGUAUGAGGAAUGGAAGGGAGGACUCCAUGUAUCAGAACUGGAGGUGGCAACCCAGAGACUGUUCUUUACCCAAGUUUAAAGCAAAGUUGCUGCUUGAGAAACUGAGGAACAAGAGACUCAUGUUUGUCGGAGACUCGCUGAACAGAAAUCAAUGGGAAUCCAUGAUUUGUUUGGUUCAAUCUGCAGUUCCUCCAGGCCGAAAAAGCUUAAACAAGACUGGUUCUUUGUCUGUUUUCAGAAUUGAGGAUUAUAAUGCCACAGUGGAAUUUUACUGGGCUCCAUUUCUGGUGGAGUCAAAUUCAGAUGAUCCAAACAUGCAUAGUAUAUUGAACAGGAUCAUCAUGCCCGAAUCAAUUGAAAAGCAUGGAAAGAACUGGAAGAAUGUUGAUUAUCUCGUCUUCAACACAUAUAUUUGGUGGAUGAAUACUUUCGCCAUGAAAGUUCUACGAGGGUCGUUCGAUGAAGGAGCCACAGAAUACGAUGAUAUUGAGAGACCAGUUGCUUAUCGGAGAGUUUUGACAACAUGGUCACAGUGGGUGGAAAACAAUGUGGAUGUCAAUCGCACGAAAGUUUUCUUCAUGAGCAUGUCUCCUCUUCAUAUCAAGAGUUUGGAUUGGAACAAUCCUGAUGGGAUAAAAUGUGCAAAAGAGACUAGCCCAGUGUUAAACACAUCAAUGCCGCUAAGUGUUGGUACAGACAAGAGACUAUUUGUAGUAGCAGCAAAUGUUACUCAAUCCAUCAAUGUCCCUGUUUACUUCCUCAAUAUCACCUCCUUAUCGGAGUACAGGAAAGACGCGCACACAUCUGUCCACACCAUUCGACAAGGCAAAAUGCUGACACCGGAGCAGAAAGCUGAUCCAACCACCUAUGCUGAUUGUAUUCAUUGGUGCCUCCCUGGAUUGCCUGAUACUUGGAAUGAGUUCCUCUAUUCGCGAAUUUUAUCCCAUUCUUAACACUAGGAAUUUUAUGUCCCUAUAUAACAAAUGGUGUCCGGUCA
Solanum tuberosum (potato) is the source of this 1558-nucleotide messenger RNA. RefSeq names its product protein ESKIMO 1. Gene Ontology annotation, molecular function: O-acetyltransferase activity. The transcript is spliced from 5 exons. NCBI's taxonomy places the organism in Eukaryota, Viridiplantae, Streptophyta, Magnoliopsida, Solanales, Solanaceae. Gene Ontology annotation, cellular component: Golgi apparatus. Bases 126 to 1514 code for a protein of 462 amino acids. The record is from RefSeq and is a predicted model, not a curated record.